AACGCGCCAUGGAGGGGUAUAGUGCGAGAAGUGGGAGUUGACACAAAAUAUAAGGUUUGACUUGAUACGCUCUUUUCCUUAGUGGGUGUUUGGCUAAACGCCGCACGGUGGUCCCGCAUGGUUGUGUACAUCGGGUGAAUUUCCGUGGAGGGAACAUCCACGGAGCACACUGGAUCUGCGCGGACUCACUGCUGGCACGGCAACUUGGUCUGCUAGCCACCUCACCAGCUAACUCCAGAUCUUGUCCCCAUCCUUCCUGAGGCUAAGAGGUGACGUCUUGCACACCCUCAUCCACGGUUAUGGCUUUAGUGCUUCCCUACUGCCCUGUGAAGAUCGGUCCCGCUUCUAACUAACUCAGGAUGAUGUGACGCCAUGUAAACCUCACGCACGCACAACCAAAGAAAGCACGCAGCACCAGGAGCAAAAAUGUCCAUCACCAGCACGCCUACCAGCAACGAUGCCUGUCUGAGCAUCGUGCACAGCCUGAUGUGCCACAGACAGGGGGGUGAGAGCGAGACCUUUGCCAAGCGGGCCAUCGAGAGCCUGGUGAAGAAACUGAAGGAGAAGAAAGAUGAGCUCGAUUCGCUCAUCACAGCCAUAACCACAAAUGGAGCUCAUCCAAGCAAGUGUGUGACCAUUCAAAGGACUCUUGAUGGUCGCCUGCAGGUGGCCGGACGUAAAGGCUUUCCUCAUGUGAUCUAUGCCCGGCUGUGGCGAUGGCCUGACCUACACAAGAAUGAACUGAAGCAUGUCAAAUACUGCCAGUUUGCCUUUGACCUGAAGUGUGACAACGUGUGUGUUAAUCCCUAUCACUAUGAGAGAGUGGUGUCUCCAGGCAUCGACUUAUCAGGACUGACCCUCACCAACUCUGGACCCAGCUCAACACCAAUUGUCAAGGAUGAGUACGAUUUUGACGGCCAGCAGAGUCUGUCCUCCAUUGAUGGAGGGCACUCUCUCCAGACCAUCCAGCACCCCCCAUCCGGCGGUCGCCCGGCCCCGCCUGACCCAUUUCAAACCCCAAGCAUGCUCCCACCCUCAGAGGCCUCCACCUCUGCCUCCACCUCGUCCUACCCGCCGAUGGCAGCAGGAUCAGGCAAUGCGAACGCCAACUGGUCCAGGAGCAGUAGCUUCCCCCCCAACAUACCCCACCACAGUAACGGCCAUCUACAGCACCACCCCCCCAUGCCACAUCCCACCCACUACUGGCCAGUCCACAAUGAGCUUGCUUUUCAGCCUCCGAUAUCCAGUCAUCCAGCUCCUGAUUACUGGUGUUCCAUUGCGUAUUUUGAGAUGGACGUUCAAGUCGGGGAGACUUUUAAGGUGCCCUCCACCUGUCCCGUGGUGACGGUGGAUGGCUAUGUGGACCCCUCUGGAGGAGACCGAUUCUGCCUGGGCCAGCUUAGUAAUGUCCAUCGCACCGAGGCCAUCGAGAGAGCACGGCUUCACAUCGGUAAAGGGGUCCAGCUGGAGUGUAAAGGCGAGGGGGACGUGUGGGUGCGCUGCCUCAGUGACCACGCAGUCUUCGUUCAGAGCUACUACCUGGACCGGGAGGCGGGCCGCGCCCCUGGAGACGCCGUUCACAAAAUCUACCCCAGUGCAUAUAUCAAGGUGUUUGACCUCCGUCAGUGCCACAGACAGAUGCAACAGCAGGCCGCUACGGCCCAGGCGGCGGCGGCGGCACAGGCAGCCGCUGUGGCCGGGAACAUACCUGGACCCGGGUCCGUGGGAGGAAUAGCUCCAGCCAUCAGUCUCUCAGCAGCAGCUGGGAUUGGGGUGGAUGACCUCCGGAGGCUGUGCAUUCUUAGGAUGAGUUUUGUGAAAGGCUGGGGGCCCGACUAUCCCCGUCAGAGUAUCAAGGAGACGCCUUGCUGGAUUGAAAUCCACCUGCACAGAGCUCUACAGUUACUGGACGAGGUUCUUCACACCAUGCCCAUAGCUGACCCCCAACCUUUGGAUUGAGAUCCAACACCAGCUUCACACCUCUAGGGGCGGUGGAAAGCCUUCCUCAGCGGCCUGCGUCGGGCGGAGAGGACAGUGGAACACAAGUGAAGAUUUCUUUCAGGUGUGGUUGAAGCUCCAGUGUUCACUGUGGCCCAAAAUGUGUCUGGCCAAAGCCGUCUAUUGAAGUUAUGUGUUUGAUAAAUGGCCUUCUCGCCGAUCCUGAUUGGAGCGGUAGACGAAACAUCCAGAAAGUGCGCAAUUGUAAAGCACCAUGCCCACAGAGGACCCGAGGAUUCCAUGGAACUGGAACAGACGCCAACACAGCAAGCAGCCGAUCGCAGGAAGCUCGACACGAAAUAAUGUGAGUGCAGUGUCCGGGCGCUUUUCCGUUUGGGUUUUUUCGACUCUGUGGACGUCUUCUGGAUGAGUGAUGGCCGCCUCUCAGCCCCCUGACGGGGAGAAGUGCACCCAGCCGGAUCAGGACAAGCUGGAUGUUCCCACCAUCCAUAAAGGACAUAACAACAUUUUUAAAAAAGACUCUCCGGUCCGAGGCCAAGUCUCAAACGAGUGUGAGGAUUUGCCCGGGUCACGUUAAACUUCGGCUUUCCGGUCUGAGCUGUGGACGACAUCCACCCGUUAAGCCAGAGGGAGUAGCAGUGAGCGGGGGGGUUGUUUUAUCAGCAGUGCCUCUCUCAACACGUCAUAACUGCACUAACCCCGGUUUGCUUUGCUUUUUUUUUUUUUUUUUUAACGUGUGCAGAUUUCAUAUUUACACUGAUGGUUUUACUGUGACGAUAACUUCUCUGUCGGACGAAGUUCCAGCCACAAGGAGCAGUGGCCGCCUUCAGCCGCGGUCACUUCCUACCAGGGUUGCCUCUAACAGAAAAAAAAAUAAAAAUAAAUUUUGUGUACACAGUCUGAUCAGUGAACCUUAGCCCACGCUCUGGAUGUAUGGAGUGUUUUUAAGACUGUAAUGUUUUUUGUUUUUACAGAUUUUUAAUAUCUGAUUAUGUUUAGAAAUGCUGUAUCUAAUUAUCUAAUGACUUGCAGCCUACUUAUAUACUACUUGAUUCAGGACUGUUGUGUAUAGUUUACUGACAAAGAGAAGAGAGCUUUUGGUUUUUUUUCUCUUUUUAGAUAAUAUCCAGCAAAAUUGACAUAUUUUCUUGGUUUUAUUUUUGUAACUCUUAUCAAGUGAGUUGUAUAUUUGUAGCACUUUACUUUUUCCCCUGUAGAUUUAAGUUAAUAACCACAGUUAACCUACAGGAAAGAAUGAGUUAAUUUAAAGUCAAUGGAGGAGAAAUUGGGUUCAACACUGCUCUGAAAACAUGCUGUAUGUAACACUACGACACCUUUUUUUAUUUUUGUUCCAACGUUCUCACCUCCAUAGCUUCCACACGCAUCUUUCCGGUUUCUUUGGUUGGUCUGAAGUUUUUUUUCUUACUUUUUUUUUUUUACUAGUAAUCCAUUUAAAUAACUUUUUUUGUUUUUUAAAUGCAUGGCAAUGGUUGCAUGGAUUUUUACAAAAGACUCCUAUCCCUUUCUUCCCCCAUUUUUUUCCUCUUUUUUUUUUCUCCUAUGGAGUACUCCACCUGCACUGCAUUACACGGGGAGCUUCAAUCAUGAAGUCUGUUGCUAGUUAAAUUAGCGAAGCUUUCUGGGCUUCUCUGAGGGAAACUACAGAGUUGUAACCUAACAAACAAUACUAACUCACAUUUUAGGGGCUAAGCUUUUAGACAAAUUGGAUCUUCUAAGGCGUAGUUCUAACUGAACAACUCUUCUGGCUGUUCAGGUGUAGCGUGUUUGAGUACCUGCUGAGUACGAGUAGAACAUUUUCUCUCAUAGGAGUUUGAGAAUAAUAAAAUACUUGGAUUCUGAGCCCUAGUUCCUUCUUCUCCCCCUGAUAGAAGCUCCCUGCAAGACAUUGCUUCUUAUAUGUGGUUCUGAAGUCACAGCCCACUGUUUGUCUUUCAUUGUCCACCAUCAUUUAACAUGGCUGAAUAACAAUGACAUGUGCACUGUUGCAGAAAAGUGUCACAGUCUGGUUUUAAGAUGUAUCCAGGAGAUAAAAAUGGCAGGAAAAGAUCCAUGCUGAAUUUGUUUGGAGAAGGAAAAGAAGUGAUAUCUUUUCAAGCAUUAAGUUGGACAGUUGUUUUUAUAUUACUUGCAGUUGACGUCGACUACUGACAGAUUUCAGAUCACUUAUACUGUAUUUCUUUAGUGAGAGUCUACAAUUAAAUACGG
Molecule: messenger RNA, 4185 nt
Organism: Menidia menidia (Atlantic silverside)
Lineage: Eukaryota; Metazoa; Chordata; Actinopteri; Atheriniformes; Atherinopsidae
Source: the annotation of a GenBank genome assembly